AACCAGAGGGCAGGAUGGAAGAUGUCCCUCCUGCUCAUACUGUGCCUUCUACAAGGUGAGUCCCAAGCACAGCCCAGACAGAGGACUCAUCUCAGACAGCUGCGGGCUGGCUGUCUCCCAUCCAAGACCCACCUCUGGGCCAUGGAAGCACUUGCACCUUCCUCAGCCCUCUGCUGGUGGGAGGCAAGUUCCUUCGUGACUGCGAAUGCAUUGAAGGGCCCAAGACUGGUGUCUGGCGAUCCUGGGGGAGCUGUCACCAUCCAGUGCCAUUACACCCCCUCAUCAGUCAACAGGCACCAGAGGAAGUACUGGUGCCGUCUGGGGCCCCCGAGGUGGAUCUGCCACACCGUUGUGUCCAGCAGCCACUACACUCACCAUCGCUAUCAGGGCCGUGUGGCCCUGGCAGACUUCCCACAGAGCUGCUUGUUUGUGGUGAGGCUGUCCCAGCUGUCCCUGGACGACGCAGGACACUACCGCUGUGGCAUUGGAGACAGAAAUGACAUGCUGUUCUUCAGCAUGAACCUGACUGUCUCUGCAGGUCCUUCCAACAGCACCCCUACUGCUCCUCUGGCUGCCGGUGACCUCAUCAUGGGCUCCUCAGGAACAACCCCUCCAGUGGCCAACAGAUGGACCCCAGGAACCAGCCAGACUAUAGAAAGAUGGGGAACAGAGUGGAACAGAAUUGCUCCAACUCCAGGAACCAGCAAAACCACAGCACCAGCUAAGGGAAGACAAACCCCAAGAACAAUCAGGACAGUAGCUCCAGGGACAGGCAGCUGGGAGGAGGGUUCCACCCAGGCAACAGCUCCCAUUCCAGUGAGUCCAGCUUUAAAAAUCAGAAGCAUGUCCAGUACAACAAUCAGAAGCUCAGUAACAAAUAAAGCUAGGGUCAGCGAGGUCGAGACCAAGAUGACCACAACCAAGGCCGAUAGGCCGAGGGAGGAAACAGAGAGGGUCAGGAUAGCUCUGGAUCCUCUGGAACAGCACCUCCAGUGGCCAACAGAUGGACCCCAGGAUAGUCCCCAGGAUGCAACCAGGAAGGUCAUAGGAACCAUUAAGCCAUCAGCCCUGGUUUCAGAAAAAUUGGCCUGGGAAACUCUCCAAGAAGCAACACCAGUUUCUAAGCAACAAGCCCUGGGCUCCACUGAAGGAACCACCCCAGCUGCGGGCGUGUGGACCUUGGGAACCACCAGCAUAGAGACGGUGUCUGUGGAAGGAAGCACUGAAGGGGACCUGGCCACUGCUGCUGGAGACAGUGGUCCCCCAGCAAUGACCAGCCAGGCCCUGGCAGCAGGACCCCUGAGACCCUCUGGUGAGGAGUCCUCCGUGAAGAGUGUCUUUCCAGAAGAGGAAAACAACUCUCGGAUCCUGACCCCAGUCUCUGCCGUGCUGGGCCUGUUCAUGCUUGUGGCUCUGGUUCUACUGCAGAGGAAACUCUGGAGAAGGAGGACAUCUCAGGAGGCAGAAAGGGCUCCAGGGGUCACCCUGAUUCAGAUGACAUGCUUCCUGGAGCCAAAUCGCCAACCAGACCAGCUGCCCCAUGUGGAAAGGAAGAUGCUCCAGGAUGGCUCUGCUCCUACCCAAGCCAGGAUGACUGUCCCAGAGAGGGAUCCAGGACCCUGA
Cynocephalus volans (Philippine flying lemur) is the source of this 1623-nucleotide messenger RNA. RefSeq names its product Fc alpha and mu receptor (gene FCAMR). The record is from RefSeq and is a predicted model, not a curated record. The coding region runs from base 22 to 1623 and encodes 533 amino acids. Gene Ontology annotation, molecular function: transmembrane signaling receptor activity. NCBI's taxonomy places the organism in Eukaryota, Metazoa, Chordata, Mammalia, Dermoptera, Cynocephalidae. The transcript has 6 exons. Gene Ontology annotation, cellular component: plasma membrane.